CCCUGUUCGGUCCUCCAGCAUUAACCCUUCACUCUCCUCUUCCUCCGGCUCAGAUCGCUCAGGGAUCCAGGACCUGAACUCGGUGGAGGCCCUGCAGGACAAACUGAUCCGGGCGCUGCGAAACCUGGUGAUGCAGAACCACGGCGAGGAGUCGGCCACCACCUUCACCAAGCUGCUGCUCAAGCUUCCCGAGCUGCGUUCACUCAACAACAUGCACUCAGAGGAACUGCUCUCCUUCAAGGUGCACCCGUAAAAGCUUCCUGAGGGGGGACACACCUGUGCCCCCCCACCUCCUCCACACACACCUCCACCUCCACCAGGACCUGCCUCUUACCCCCCCGCCCUCCGUGUCCGACCAACCCCGUCGUUAAUGUCUAGAAUGUAUUAAAAGUUAUUUUUUAUUAUAUUUUUGUUAAAGUCGACCGCGUGGGGUCAGAAGAGAGAAGAAUAUAACUCGUACUGUAUUUAAGGGAGAGUCAGCUGGUUUCGCACACAAACACGCAGGUGCACGUGUGCGUCAGAGGUUAGUUUUGCAAAGUUGGAGGCACUUUUCUAUUUUUUAAAAA
Messenger RNA from Plectropomus leopardus (leopard coralgrouper), 566 nucleotides. Lineage: Eukaryota; Metazoa; Chordata; Actinopteri; Perciformes; Serranidae. The record is from RefSeq and is a predicted model, not a curated record.